This is a messenger RNA of Candidula unifasciata, 2358 nucleotides long. The record is from the annotation of a GenBank genome assembly. NCBI's taxonomy places the organism in Eukaryota, Metazoa, Mollusca, Gastropoda, Stylommatophora, Geomitridae.
AUGGAUCCAAGAAUUGCUUGGUAUCCCCCUGAACAUCUCGGAUUUGCCCAUGAGUUAUGGACGCGAAUUUGGGAGGCUCAAGUUGAUAACACACAGGAUAACAUGGAGAGACCUACUUCGACAACGACGACAGCGAUGUCCGACCAGAGACCACAAGAAUAUAUUCCUCUAGACGGACAGGCGACCGACGCGGAGACCUUACGUAGUAAACAAUUGUUGCUGCAGAAGAGAAAGAGAAGUGAGAAUCGUGCUUGUACAUACGGUUUGAACUUUUCUUCAAAUACGGAUAUUUUAAAGAAUGGAGGCCUAACGCCUUGGAGGUGUCCCAGCAAAGCAUAUGGACGGGGAAUAGUUGGGCUACAUCAAGAGAUCAUAGACUUUUAUGAGUACAUGUCCCCACAAGCUCAGGAGGCGAACAUGCGACAUGAUGUCGUGGAGCGUCUGAGAUCUGUUAUAGAAGACCUCUGGCCUGAUGCUAAGGUGGAGGUGUUUGGCAGCUUUAGAACUGGUCUCUAUUUACCCACAAGUGACAUUGACCUUGUGGUGUUUGGAAAAUGGGACUCUCAACCUUUGUUUACGUUGCAAGAAGCACUGCUGAAACGAAAUCUGGCAGACGCCUCUUCCAUUAAAGUUUUGGACAAGGCAUCGGUGCCUAUCGUCAAACUGACAGACCUGAAGACGGAAGUGAAAGUUGACGUCAGCUUUAACAUGGACAACAAUCAGAAUUAUGGUGUGGAGAGUGCUCAGCUUAUUCAGAAAUACUUGGAAAAGUACGACUGCCUAAAGUACCUUGUAUUAGUACUCAAACAGUUCCUGCUGCAGAGAGAUUUGAAUGAAGUCUUCACUGGCGGCAUCUCCUCUUACAGCCUGACCCUGCUGGCCAUCAGUUUCCUGCAGCUUCAUCCCCGUGAAGAUGCCAUCAGACCCAACCCAAACUUCGGUGUGUUACUGAUUGAAUUCUUCGAGCUCUACGGCAGAAACUUCAACUAUUUAAAAACUGCAAUUCGGAUCAAGAAUGAUGGAGCUUACUUGCCGAAGGAGGAAGUUUCCAAGGAGAUGGAAAAUGGCUACAGACCUUCUCUUCUGUGCAUCGAAGACCCUCUUAAAGCAGGCAAUGAUAUUGGGCGGAGCUCUUACGGAUUCAUGUCAGUGAAAAAUGCUUUUGAGUAUGCCUACCUGGUUUUGAACCAUGCAGUCUCUCCCAGCAAUUUGCACAUUAUCCGAGACGAUCAGAGCAUUCUAGGGAGAAUCAUUCGUGUAACUGACGAAGUGGUUGCCUAUCGCCAGUGGAUCAAGGAUAUUUCCAUUACGACAGCAAGACUCAGAAGUGAAGACACUCUUGUGGAAGCCAAAAGGCCCUUCUUGUUGCCCAAGCCACCACUAGCGUUAUCACGUUCACCUGUACCAGUUGCUGCCUCCAGUGACGCUACACAGCAGAGUACAUCCUAUGCUGCUGUUGCUUCAGUCAAGGAUGUUGCAGCCAGAGGUGCUUCCGUCAGUGGGCUCGGAAGCCAGCACACACUGACGAUACAGGAAGGCAACAUGGAGAGUGAGGCCAGCGAUUCCUGUGGCAACAGCUCUGGCUACAAGUCAUCGGCCAGUUCUGGGGCCAGCUCUGAUGGAAUCGAUUCUGUAAAAAACAGUGACCCGCAUGGUGUGCUUCGAUCAGCAGAACAAAUUAGCGAUUCUUCUGUCGUUAAAAGUGGCAGGAUUCCGUCAUCUGGUGGGCGACCGUCCCCAUCACCCGGCCACUAUAAUGGAGGCCACACAUCAAACAGAGGCUUUGCGAGAAGCCGAGAGACCACACGGCCGGCAGCAACAGCAGCAGCCCUUGGAGCAGGUUUCGCCGGAAACAAACCGCCCAGAGAUGCCAGCAAUAGUAGUGUGUCAUCAAACCGUUCAUACAGUGGAGUUUAUUCAGGCCGUUCUUACGGCGGACACAACAGUGGGUCAGGAGCCAACAGUGGUACAGUUUUCUAUGUAUCAAAUCGUUACUCUGCCAAUUCCGGCAUGGGUGGAUAUGGUGGAGCUCCUUCUCACGAAGGCACGCCCUUGUACUUCCCGGCUCACGGCCAGUAUCAGCAGUAUCAUCCCCAUGUAGUUUCUUCCCAGUCCGGACCAGUCAGAGACACCAGAGAUCGAUACCAACCUACCUAUAGCAAUGGGGUGGCAUCUCACGGGGGGCCACCGCACCUAGCCCACCAACGCCCCCCACCUUUCUCAGGGACACAUAAUAACAUGAACAGUCCCAGGUCUAGUAACAGCAAGGUUUAUCGCAGCUCAGGGGCAAGUAAGCAGAAACGAAAAAAUGGCAGGCGAGAUAACUCUCAGAACAGAGGCAGCAGUGGCUCUAGGUAA